AUGCCUCUAGCUGCACCGGUCGUGACGACUGGCCCGCCCCGGCCGACUGAUCGUGGUGUGCCAGUUGGACUUAAUGAAGCUGCUCUCGACUCACCGACGUUCCGCGCAACCGCCAGUCACUUUACCGAGCAAAUCGAGGCUGUUGAGAAAUGGCUCAACGGCUACGUGAACUCAACAUCCAAGUUCGCCCACGAGAUCCAGGGGCUCGAAGAUACCAUCAACACGUAUUUGACCAAGACGAUGCCGUCGGCCGCCGACGGAAUCAUUGAAAAUGAUUACGCUUUUCUGGCCUUGAAACGCGUUGCCGAUGGCCAAAGAGAGUGUUGGCAGCAGCUAUUAAGCAGCGUUAAGAGAAUGGACACUGCCGUUAUAGAUCCCAUUCGGAACUUUCUCAGUGGCGACAUGCGAAAUUUCAAGGAGAUACGGAGGAUAUUAGAGCAAUCGCAAAGGGCUUACGAUUCAACUCUCGCGAGAUAUGUAGGGCAGUCAAAGACAAAGGAACCAUCGGCUCUUCGCGAAGAUGCCUUUUCCGUAUACGAGAAUCGAAAAGCGUAUAUCCAGGCAUCGCUAGACUAUUGCCAGCUUGCUCCUCAGCUCCGACUGGCUACGGAUAAACUUUUGGUAAAGGUGUGCAAUGAGAUAUGGAAAGACCUGACGCGAUCGAGAGACGCCGUAGUGAAUGCUACCAGAUGGACCCGGGAAAUGGAUCGUGUAUGUGGAUGGGCCAAGGAGAUGGAGGCUUCAGAGGGCGUCUUUCGAACGGAGCUACAAGCUGUGAGAAGGGAGUUAGGAGAGACGACUCUUGAGGGCUUCAAACCUUCUAGAGAGCUCGAAGAUUACAGCGCAUCCACGGUGCCGUUUUUGGGCUCCCGAGGGCCGCUCAAUUUACGACCUAAGGAUGGCACUGCGGUCAUAUCAGAGAAACAGGGCUGGUUGUUUUUGAGGACAAUGUCAGGCAAACCGGUUCGGUACAACUGGACUCGGAGGUGGUACUACUGCCGUGAUGGCGUCUUUGGAUGGUUAGUGCCUGGGCCCCAAGGAGUACUCCAAGGUGACGAAAUUGGCGUUUUGCUUUGCAAUGCCAAGCCUGCAGUCGGCGAAGAGCGUCGCUUCUGUUUUGAAGUCAAAACAAAGAACCAGACCAUGAUGGUACAAGCUGAGAACCAAAGGGAACUUAUGGAAUGGCUUGAAGUUUUUGAGGCCACCAAGAAGAAGGCGUUCGAAACAACUAUGGGCAAUAAUGAUAACUCUGUUGCUGGUGGCACUGACCCGGCCUUCUCGAUACACCCACCCAGCGCUCCGGAGUUUUCAGCCAAGGCCUUUGAUAACCCGACCGGCGCCGUUGAUGACGCUGGUCCCGGAUUUGAUCGAAGCGCAACUCUUUACAUACCCGGGCAGGACGCACAUGUUGGAGCUCGUCACAGUGUUGACGUUAACAAUGCAAGCUUGGGUCGGCGCUCCUUUAGUGCACUAGGAAGAGAUUUGGCCCGAGAAGAUGACGAAAGCAGGCGAGACCAUGCUGCAAGAAUCAUUCAGAAACUGGACCUUCAUAGAAAAUCGACAUUCGGAGCUGGGGUAGAGCCCGUGCCACUGAGCCCAGGUAUGCCAAACAACGGUGUUGCGAGUCUCAUAUCUGCCAGCCAUAACCUGCUGCCCGCUCAUUCGGGGACGCAGGCAUCUGCGAGUACCCCUAAGCAGCCUUCGGGAUUUCUGCCAUCGCUGGAUACCCCCCCGGGAUCUCUUGCUCCCUUGACUUUGGCCAAACCACCGGCUACAACAAGCCUUAGUCGUGCGGCUGUGCUCUUGACGGCCGAGAAACGUUCUGUGUCCAACAGCAGGAAGUUGCCAACGUCAGUCGUUGCAAAUUACUGGGGCAGCAAUGUCUGGGCCACGAUUAAUACGCCGGAGCAGCCAGUUUUGCCAAGACGCGACGAUGAUGAUCCAAUUGGUGUGGUUUUGGCGCAAAACUCACAGACCAGUCUCCCUGGCGCUGGUAGCCAAGGCCAUACUAGCCGUCCACUUCCACGCAAUUACCCGACGGAGCUGAGGGCUCAAAAUGCCCAGUUUCGCCUGCUCUUCCCGAAUGCGCCGCUAGGAGAGAAUCCUGUCUUGGUCUUUCGUGCGGCGUGGUCGAGUUCCAAAGAACGAGACUCCCCAAGUGACACUCUUGCUGGAGACGGUAGAAUUUAUGUCACACCUGAUAACAUGUACUUUUACAGCCAACAGAUGGGCCUAGUCACAGCGUACAGCAUUAGCCUUGACAUAAUUACGGAGGUGACAAGUGCUGCUGGGAGGGACUGUGACUUUAUCUUCAUACAUCUUGGCCAAGACACAAACGACACGGGCUAUAGCUGCAUUACUGUCAAGGUGUUCUUGGACGACCUCCACCUGCUUCAUACUCGUCUGAACCUCCUGGUGGAUAACUUGCAAGCCGAGGAGCCCAUGGAUACACAAGACAUUAUUUCAGCGUUAAUCAACGUUGAGAAGGAAGAAUUUGAGCGGCCUAGCCCUGGCGCUGAAAGCUGGGAAGGCGCGUCGCCGAUCUCACCCAUUGAUGAUGGUACAUCUUCAGGCUUGCCAUUAGCAAGAAGCCAGCGUGAAUACGGGUCCCAUCUUCACCCGUCCAGGUCGCCGCUGCGACUCCCAGGAAAGCUACAUCUCCCGUCACGACCCGUCGUCUAUGAGCCCGAGAGCAUGACACAAAUGGCUGCCGAACGGCACUUCGAAAUUAGUGCCAAAGCAUGCUUCCAUGUGCUUUUUGGCGAUAAGAGUUUCGUCUUCCCCAAGCUCUACUUCGAACACCGAGCCCAGCAGAUUGCGCAGGGACCUUGGGCGCUUGUUGACCAGGGACAAAUGCGGCGAGAAUUUCGCUUCAAGGUGGACUGUGUUGAUAUGCUUGGUCGGAAGAAAUCGGAGAAUGUUAUCGACUACCAGAGUAUUGACGUAUACAGUGACCAUGUCACGUACGUUGUGACCAAUGUCAAAACAGCAUGGCAUUUGCCUCAUUCGGGUAGCUUCAAGCUGGUGACGAAAAUUGUCAUUACACAUGUGGCAAAAUCUAAAUGCAAGCUCGCCGCGUACGUCAAGAUUGACUGGUCCAAAACGCCAGCACUCUCGAAGAAUUUGGUUGAGCGGCAGGCUCUGCGUGACGCUGUCAAUGAUGCGGAAGAGAUGGCAGAGUUGGCGACAGAUCAAGUUCGUAAGCUGGGACCUCGAAGCCGAACGAAUAGAGCCAUCCAGGUAUACGGCCAUGUUGGCCAGCAGACGCAGGUUGUUGUGUUUUCGCCAGCGGCUGCGGAGUCGAGCAAGAAGCAAGCGAUCAAGCCGCGUACACUAACGGCUAUGCUAUUCGAGACCGUCAGGUCGUUCGGAGAGAGUGCAGUCUCCUCACUCAUCAUGUGGGCGUUUGCCGGAUUGAAGACACUCUUUGGCAUCAUUACGGCGCAACGGGUCAUUGUUAUCCUUUUGGGCUUGAGUGCCCUGAUGAACCUAUUGUUGACUUCGGCAGAGUCUUCAACCUGGUGGAAAGAGCGCAGCGCGGCAAGAUUUAUGCGACGAAUCGGUGUAGCACCCAACCCAAUGAUGAGCAAAGCAAUUUACUUUGCGGAUCUGGACGAAGCCACGGGUGCUCACGGGCAGGCAUUGAAAUUUCCCAAGAACAGUACAUGUUUCAGCACGUACAAGAGCAUCUUGGACACAACGGAGAUUGACAUUCCGUGGGAUGAAGCCGGCGCCACGCUCUCAUCGCCGUCGAGUCGAGCCACUGCACGUAGGCUGCGACGAACGAGACAGCGCUUAGGAUCAUACCGACACGACUUGAUGGUGGCGAUGCGCGUAGUCAACAGCAUAGAGAGGGAGAUGUUGCAGUCUGAAUGGGAGAAUUGGUUAAUCAAUGAGAAAUCGCUAUGCGAUGACCUCGACCUGGUGCUGGUGGAAGACGGCAAGGACGAAUCAGCCAAGGGCAGCUCACCGAAUCAAAAGAUUAUGGGGCUAUUGACGGGAAGUCGGAAGAAGGCAUUGCAGGAAUGGAGAGAUGAUUAUUGUGGCAGCUGUCGACGGGAUUUCGAAUCUGUCAUCAAGGAGAGAAUAGUUUCAGGGGUGUAA
This is a messenger RNA of Metarhizium acridum CQMa 102, 4104 nucleotides long. RefSeq names its product SNF1-interacting protein (gene SIP3). Lineage: Eukaryota; Fungi; Ascomycota; Sordariomycetes; Hypocreales; Clavicipitaceae. Gene Ontology annotation, cellular component: cytoplasm; plasma membrane; endoplasmic reticulum. Gene Ontology annotation, molecular function: protein binding. The record is from RefSeq and is a predicted model, not a curated record.